Messenger RNA from Macrosteles quadrilineatus (aster leafhopper), 1440 nucleotides. Its product is annotated as galectin-9-like. The transcript has 7 exons. Lineage: Eukaryota; Metazoa; Arthropoda; Insecta; Hemiptera; Cicadellidae. The coding region runs from base 306 to 1337 and encodes 343 amino acids. The record is from RefSeq and is a predicted model, not a curated record. Gene Ontology annotation, molecular function: galactoside binding; carbohydrate binding.
GGCACGGAAUGAGUCACAUAACCUCUUACCGUAAUAUUAUUAUUUAUUUUUAUUAGCCUAGUCUACAGUCAGGAUUUUAUCUUAUGCUCCUUUUUGUACUGACAAAUAGCAUAUUAUGCAAACUUAUUAAGUUUGAUCGAUGGCAACGAUGUAUAAGUUAAGAUGUUUUCUUAAUGUGAAUGUCAGCAUUGUAUUCGCUUAGGCCAUUUUCUUUUUUAAUGCAGCCAAAAACGUACUUAGUGAUUGAGUUGGGAUUUAUUUAUUUACAUUUGCCCCAGUAGAUAACCUUGUGAUACUUCUUUGAAAUGUCUCACAAUCCGGCUGUCCCAUAUCUUGGUUAUAUUGGCAGCUGCUUAGUUCCAGGGCAUACAAUUCGUCUACAAGGCACAGUUCAUCCAACUGCCCAGAGGUUUGCGAUAAACCUUCAAUGUGGCCCAAAUGUCAACCCGAGAGAUGAUGUAGCCCUUCACUUGAGUCCUGACUUCAACAGAAGCUGUGUCAUUAGAAACAACAUUCUUCACAUGAACUGGGGUCCCGAGGAAUCCUAUGGCCAUUUUCCAUUUAUGAGGGGACAACCCUUUGACAUCCUGGUUCUGUGUGAAACUCGUUGUUACAAGAUUGCUGUAAACGGACAGCAUUUUACAGAAUUUGAGCAUCGCACACCUUGCAAUCGAGUGACACAUUUGACAGUUGAUGGUGAUGUCAGUCUAGUGUCAAUUGAAUAUGGCAGCGGUUUAGUUGGAAGCCACAUAAACAUGCCAAUGCCUGGAGCAAUGCCAAUACCUGGUGUUAUGCCUAUGCCUGGAGCCAUGCCUGCACCGGGCUACGGUAUGCCUGUAUCUGGUCACAUUUCUCCUUCUGGCUAUGGAUAUCCAAAAUCACCUUCACCUGGACAUUAUCCUCCAAACCCAGCGUCAUAUCCUGCUAGUUAUCCUACCCAGUAUCCUUCUCAGACAUCUUUGUAUCCGGGCCAGCACCCGGGUAUUAACAACAACUUCCCUGCUUACAAAAAACCUUCAGUGUUACAACAAGCUGGGAUGGCUGUUGCUGGCACUGCGAUUGGGCACAAAUUGUUGGGCAAAAGUGGUGUUGUUGGACCAGCAGUAGCAGGAGGUCUAGCUGGAGCUGCUCUCACUGGUCAUCUCAGUCCUAAAAAAGCGUUGAAGAAGCAGAAGAAGGCCCACAAAAAGGCCUUGAAGUAUGGUAUUCCCUUGGCUGGGGUGGGGCUCGGAGCGUAUGCUCUACACAAGAUGGGUCAUCACCACCAUCAUCACGGUCACAGCUCUUCUAGCAGCUCGUCCUCCAGCAGCUCCUCCUCCAGUAGUGAAGAAGAGUAGCCUGGCAUAACACCAUACUCUUGUUGCAUUAUAUUUAUUUUAUGUUAUCCACUGUACAUGUUGUAAACAAUUUCCUUCAAUAAGUCUUUUGAAGUAUAUUCAA